UAAUAAUAAUAGAUCAAAUAUAACAAUAUUUUGAUUCUUUAGUUUAAAUUCUGCAAUAUAAAGUGUGCCUUUUGAGACUCACCAUUCUUUGUUUUACUACACAGGAGUUUCAGCCUGAGAACAUGAAGAACUUAUUGGUUUCUUUAUGUUUCUUGUUUCCUGCAAUCAUUCUUGUGUUGCUUACUCCAGUUCCCAGUGCACAGUUAACAACAAGUGAGAAUAGAAUCCUUCUCCAAGUUCAGAAGCUUCUUGAAUACCCUCAAGUUCUUCAAGGAUGGACCAACUUCUGCUACCUCCCUCCUUCACCUUUUCUCAAGAUUGUGUGCUCUAAGGGUCAUGUAACCGAGUUAACUAUCAUUGGAAACAAGAAUGAGACUCUUUCAGAAAGAUUCUCCAUUGAUUCUUUCUUUACAGUCUUGACAAAGCUCUCAAACUUGAAGGUGUUGUCAUUGGUGUCACUUGGUUUGUGGGGUCCUUUACCAUCCAAGAUUGAUAGAUUGUGGUCUCUUGAAGUGUUGAACAUUAGCUCAAACUUCAUUUAUGGGCAAAUCCCACCAUCAAUAUCCUCACUGAAAAGUCUAAGGAGUGUUGUUUUGGCUGAAAAUCUACUCAAUGGGAGUGUGCCUGAUCUUAGAGGGCUUGCUUAUCUUGAAGAACUCAACUUGGGUGGCAACAACUUGGGUCCUGAAUUCCCUUCACUGAGCAAAAAUCUUGAGAGGAUUAUCUUGAGAAAUAACUCCAUAAGAUGUCAAAUUCCUCCUCAACUCACGCAUUCUUAUAAACUUAAGCUAUUUGACAUUUCUUCCAAUGAAGUAUUUGGAAACAUCCCAUCUUUUGUUUUCUCUCUUCCUUUCCUCGAGUACCUAAAUUUAGGUGAUAACCAACUAAGUGGUUCCCUUUCUGUGAAUGUAUCAUGUAGUUCUUCUCUAACAUUUGUUGAUAUCUCACACAACCUCUUGGUGGGAAAAUUGCCAUCCUGUAUCGGUUCAAAGUCUUCAAAUAGAACAGCACAUUAUUCUGGGAAUUGUUUAUCUUUGUCAACUAGAAGCUUAAAUGAUCAAUAUCCAUCUUCAUAUUGCCAGAAAGUGGAGGCCUUAGCCGUUAAGCCACCAGUUAAAAGCCAGAAGAAGGAGUCAGAAAUGCAACUAGGCCUAAUGCUUGGUAUUAUUGGAGGUGUUGUAGGAAUUGUCGGGCUUCUUGUACUACUCAUUCUCUGGUUCUUCAGAAGGUCCAAAGCAGAAAAAGAAGAUAGGAACAUAGACAACUCUUUUGAUGAUAAAUUCUCUGUCCGGGCUUAUCCAAAACCAAAUAUUAAUGCAAGACGCGUUUCUCUGCCAAUGAGGCAACCUGCACUUGGAUUCCCACCAUACUGCACUUUCACAUUAGAAGAAAUUGAAGAUGCCACAAACAACUUUGACCCAUCAAAUCUAAUAGCAGAAGGAUCACAGGGUCAGCUAUAUAAAGGUUGGCACAUAGAUGGUUCAAUGAUCAUGGUUAAUCGUGUAAGACUAAAGCACAAGAAUUUGCACAAAAACAAUAUUCAGAACUUGAAUGUAUUACCCUAUUUAAGGCACAGGCAUUUGGUGAGUGUUCUAGGACAAUGUUCCAUUACUUAUCAAGACCGUCCCCAAACAACAAGCACAAUAUUCAUAGUAUUUGAACAUGUCUCAAACGUGACAUUGAGGGAUUAUCUCACAGAUAGGAGAAAAAGGGAAAUGCUGAAAUGGUCACAAAGAAUGGCAAUCGGCAGAGGCAUUGCAAGAGGAAUCCAGUUCUUACACUCUGGAGUCAAACCUGGCAUAUUUGGCAACAACAUAAAGAUUGAGAAUAUUCUUUUGGAUGAUAGCCUCAAUGCAAAAGUUAGUGGAUACAGCAUCCCAUUGCCAUCCAAGAAAGGUCGUCACAGCAAACUCAAUGAACACAGAUCCCCGAAUCAAAGUGGCUGCACCAAUAAUGCAGAAAAAGAAGACAUCUAUCAGUUUGGUGUUAUUCUACUUGAACUAAUCACUGGCAAACUGAUCACAUCUACCAGUGAAGUGGAGGAGCUGAAGGAUGAGCUGGAGAGAGGUUUAUCAGCAGCUGCAUCGCCAUUGCUAAAGGGUGCAUCACCAAGAGACCCAUCUGAUCCUUGCCUCCGGGGAACCUACGUAUAUGAAUCAUUGAGGACUGCAGUUCAGAUCACCAUCAGUUGUCUGAGCAAGGUUUCCAGUAAUCGCCCUUCAAUAGAAGAUAUUCUCUGGAAUUUGCAGUACUCAAUUCAAGUUCAAGAGGCAAGGACUAGCAAUGCAAACCUCAUUAUAAAAUUGUAAACUUGCUGUCCAUCAAAUUGUUUGU
This is a messenger RNA of Abrus precatorius (Indian licorice), 2334 nucleotides long. RefSeq names its product probable LRR receptor-like serine/threonine-protein kinase At1g14390. The coding region runs from base 123 to 2309 and encodes 728 amino acids. Gene Ontology annotation, cellular component: membrane. The record is from RefSeq and is a predicted model, not a curated record. NCBI's taxonomy places the organism in Eukaryota, Viridiplantae, Streptophyta, Magnoliopsida, Fabales, Fabaceae. Gene Ontology annotation, biological process: protein phosphorylation. The transcript is spliced from 8 exons. Gene Ontology annotation, molecular function: protein kinase activity; protein binding; ATP binding.